AUUUCACAAAAAAGGGAAAAGGGGAAUGGGAAAAAAUAAAUUGCCCCACUAUCUAACUUGACAUAAACGCCACUAUCCCCAACAAACCCACCACCCUUUCCCACUCUUUUGGCCCUAACAGAUCCUCCCAGGCCGAUGGAACCCCUUCGCUCAAAAUCCCCUGUAGUUCUUCUUCACUAAAAUCUCUGACACCCAAAAGCUUCUCUGCUGCUGCUAUUACCAAAUCAAUCUUCUGGUUUUUCCGUUCCAUCUGUAAGGUACAAUUAAUGACCAUAGAGACUUUCCUCACUGCCUCAGCAUGACACUUUCUACACUGCUCGAACCCUGGCAAACUCAAACGGACUCUCUUGCACCGGACAUUUUUGAGCCCCAGCAACAAGGGCAUCCGCACAAUUGACACACAGCUCUUUUCACCGAAACUACACACAAGUCAAGAUGUUUUAUGCGAAUGUUCUUUUCAGCCAUAAUAUUAGAAUAUAGUUAAGUCUCAUGAGGCUCGAUUUCAUUUUUAAAUGUUCUGGGUAAUGUCUGAAGACCAUCACCAAAGAACAAUUUGUGUCAUCACAUUGACUAAUUAUUCUCCAGACCGGACCAGACAGUGAGACAGGCGGAUAGCAUCUCGAUUGCUAAUGUCUGACGGUGUAUUGAGCGAUGCAGAUGCUGUCCCUGAUACGGGCGCCUGUCGUUUGAAGUCGGUCGAAACUCCAACAACCAAUACAGGUAGAACCAUGGACAAAUCCUGUAAAAAAUGGUCAUGUGAUGUGCGUGGGUGAGGAGGAAAGCGGGUAAGGAGAUGGGCUGCACCUCGGCCAAGCAGGUGUCGGCCGUGUCCAGUGGUGAGGAGGGCCGCAGUAAAGCCUACAGCAAUGGGGACCUUCUUUCUGAGGAGUACAAGAAAGGAGUGGAAAAGGUCAAGUAUAUCAAUGGAGAAGAGGACAGACUGAACACCUGCAACCAGGACAGCACGACUGCCCUGCUCACCAGGGUCCAACACACAGAUGACACAGGAUCAAAUGGCAAUGGGAAGACACAUAUCCAUUCUUCAGAGAGCCAGCAAGAGUUCUUCAGGAUGCUGGAUGAGAAGAUAGAAAAGGGGCAGGACUACUGCUCAGAGGAAGAGGAUAUGACAUAGCACUGAGGUCCGCUAUCUGCUCCCCUGAGAGGAAGGAUUUGUCCAGUGGAGGCUGGUGUCAUUUCAGCCAUUACAAUGAGCCCGUCCUCCAAUUUCUCCCUCCACCCGCCUCCACUGGAUUUUUCCAAUGGCAUGAACCUUACCCAAUGGCCCGCUUCCUUUUGGACUGGCCCAUUUUGUGGAUGGAGGGUGAGACACAUUGACCCAAACCAAGCACCUUUGCCUAGCCCACUGUUUAUAUCUAUAACCCUGUCACCCCGUAACAGAUGUAUGAGUCCAUUGCAACAAUGUUUGGCUGGGACUACUUCCAAGCACCAGGCCUAUGAUUCUGAACAACUCUCCAAGUCUGUCGUCAUGGUUACCCUGGACACUAAGUACAGCAGCUGCUCUAGACUCUGUGACUGUGGUCCAUUAAAAGACACCGGAGUUCCAGUCAUUUUGAACCCAUGGAUUGACUAAAGCCACUACAAAUAACCAUGAUGGACUGGUGGUAUCGGUCUCAAAGAACAUUUGUCAUUCCUUAUCUGAUUCUGAUUGGAUGAUGAACAGUGGAGGUAAUGGGGAGCAUUGGAAAAUGAAUCAGGGUCGUAUUCAUUAGGCACCAAAUGGAAGAAAACGGGCUGAAACAGGGAGGGACUUCCAAUAAGAAACGGCAGUUGACGUUUUCCAUAGCAAAAAUGUUUUUCUACGGUGUGCCCUAAUGAAUGCGAUCCAGGUGGCUGAAACUUUGAGCAUUGCAGAUAGAAACAUUAAUACAGCUGCCGAUGCUCCUAUCAUUGCAUUAUAUAAUUUAUUCUCUUAUCAGUGUCUCUCUAUGUCGUGUAUUUAUAUCUGCAAUGUUCCAAGCGUGCCACCCCAAUGAGCACACCCUUGGAGGGGAAACCGGGGUUACUUCCUGCAUUCCAAGACACUUUUUGAAUCUUCUUUUCUAAAGUAUGUUCAUAUGCGAUUCAUAGUCUGUCUAUGUCUACUUACUUCACCAUGUAGGGUCUUCUUAUUUAAUGUUAAUGCUCAGGGUUGAAGUGUUCUAGUCAUUGUCUUUUGUAGUCGAGCCUACCUCUUCAUUAGGCUUUGUUGCACCAUUUGUGCACACACUCACACACACACACACAGUUAUUUCCCUCGCACCCUACUGUCAGUAUCUGUUCUUCUUACCUGUUAAUAAGACCACAUCAGUGUUAAAUCUACAGGCAGUAUACUGUAUUAGGAGCAUAGUCAGAUCAUGUAAUAGUCUUCGCAUUUGUUGUCAUGGUCAUUUUUGUGUGCUUGUUUUUCAUGUUCAAAUGUUUUUUUUUUUAUAGUCAAAUAAAAAACAG
Coregonus clupeaformis (lake whitefish) is the source of this 2448-nucleotide messenger RNA. RefSeq lists its product as uncharacterized. The record is from RefSeq and is a predicted model, not a curated record. The coding region runs from base 794 to 1132 and encodes 112 amino acids. NCBI's taxonomy places the organism in Eukaryota, Metazoa, Chordata, Actinopteri, Salmoniformes, Salmonidae. The transcript is spliced from 6 exons.